Messenger RNA from Castor canadensis (American beaver), 1077 nucleotides. Lineage: Eukaryota; Metazoa; Chordata; Mammalia; Rodentia; Castoridae. The record is from RefSeq and is a predicted model, not a curated record.
AUGAAGUCCCUUGUCUUACUCCUUUGCCUUGCUCAGCUCUGGGGUUGUCACUCAGUCCCACAUAGUCUAGGGCUAGUCUAUAGGCAGCCAGCUUGUGAUGACCCAGAAAUAGAGAAAGCAGCCCAGGUGGCCGUGGACUACCUCAAUCAACACCUUCUUCAUGGAUACAAGCAUACCUUGAACCAGAUUGACAAAGCGAAGGUGUGGCCUCGGCGGCCCUUCGGAGAGGUGUAUGAGCUUGAGAUAGACACUCUGGAGACCACCUGCCAUGCACGGGACCCCACGCCGUUGGCAAACUGCCCUGUGAGGCAGGUGUCCCAGCAUGCGGUGGAAGGAGACUGUGACUUCCAUGUUCUGAAACAGGAUAACCAGCUUACCGUAUUGCAUGCAAAAUGUCAUUCCACUCCAGACUCGGCCGAGGACGUGCGCAAAGUGUGCUCAGACUGUCCCCUGCUGAUCCCGCUUAACGACACCAGGGUGGUGCAUGCUGCCCAAGCCGCCCUGGCCGCCUUCAACGCUCGGCAUAACGGAUCCUAUUUUAAACUGGUGGAAAUUUCCCGGGCUCAACUUGUGCCUCUUCCAGAGUCUACCCUUGUAGAGUUUGUAGUGGCUGCCACUGACUGUGUUGCUAAAGAAGUCAUAGAACCAACCAAUUGCAACCUGCUGGCAGAAAAGCAAUAUGGCUUCUGCAAGACAACGCUUACUGAAAAGCUUGGUGGAGAAGAGGUUGCAGUGACCUGCACAGUGUUCCAUACACAGCCUCAGCCAGAUGUCGCCAAAACAGCAGACCCCAUCCCUGCAGUGGAGCAACCUGCACCAGCACUUCCUUCAGCUGGGCCACCUGCACCUUCCGUGACGCUGGGCCAUGUGAUGGUGGCAGUUCGCCCAAGGCCCCCACAGAACUGGGCACACUACGACCUGCGCAAUUCCUUCUCAGGUGUGGCCUCAGCAGAGUCAGCCUCAGGAGAAGCUUUCCCCCCAGAAACACCACCUAAGGUGACCCAUCCUGGUGCUGCUGGUCCAGGUGGUCCGUUGGUCCGCCCGUGCCCAGGGAAGGUCAGACACUUCAAACUGUAG